Nomia melanderi (Alkali bee) is the source of this 2032-nucleotide messenger RNA. Its product is annotated as E3 ubiquitin-protein ligase RNF185. The record is from RefSeq and is a predicted model, not a curated record. Gene Ontology annotation, biological process: ubiquitin-dependent protein catabolic process. Gene Ontology annotation, molecular function: ubiquitin protein ligase activity; metal ion binding. Gene Ontology annotation, cellular component: endoplasmic reticulum. NCBI's taxonomy places the organism in Eukaryota, Metazoa, Arthropoda, Insecta, Hymenoptera, Halictidae.
AUAUUAAUAUUACGGGUGGACAACUGUGACUUCAGCCGAGGGCCAGUUCGAUAAAAAUAAAACGUGAAACCGCGUAAAGUUCGCGCGGACGAUCGUCAACGGUAACAUUACGAAGAACAAACGGUAACUCGUCGUCGACGAAUCUCUUACGUGUUAUUCCGAACAUCCGUUUCGCGAAAAAUCAUGAAAAUCAUUUGAUGGCACUUGCGCAAUUGCGACAGUGGUGUACGUGAUUGUACGGCCGAUCGUAUUUCGAAAGAGUGUUGAGUUUGCGAAAGGGCAACAUCGCUAAAGGGGGCCCCGCAGUCAAAAGACCGAAAGCUUUUCAUCAUGAGUACUGCAAAGGAAAAGGCAGGACCAUCAAAGUCAUGGGAUUCAACAACAGAGGAAACGGAAAAGGAUAAUCGAACUUUCGAAUGUAAUAUUUGUCUUGACACUGCCAAAGAUGCGGUCAUUAGUAUGUGUGGGCAUCUGUUUUGUUGGCCAUGCCUGCAUCAAUGGUUAGAGACACGUCCGACAAGGCAAGUGUGUCCUGUCUGUAAAGCUGCGAUUAGUAAAGACAAAGUUAUUCCAUUGUAUGGACGUGGAGCUGCAAGGCAUGAAGAUCCAAGGAAUAAUGUUCCACCACGUCCUGCUGGACAAAGGACAGAACCUGAAAACAAUGUUGGAUUUUCAAGUUUUGGAUUUGGAGAUGGUUCUUACAUGUCUUUUGGUAUUGGGACAUUUCCAUUUGCAUUUUUCACAUCAACUUUUAAUUUUGGAGAAACACGACCAAGUGCAGCUGCUGCAGGAACACCUCAAUAUGAAGAGGAACAAUUUCUUUCAAAGGUAUUUCUUUGGGUGGCAUUGGUAUUCAUCUGUUGGCUUCUGAUGGCAUAACAUUUUUGUUAAACCAUAUUUCUUGCUCCAUAUUUUGUAAUGUUAUCCACACUUGUUGGAUCGAUUCAUUACACUUUUAUUAAUACAUCAAUCUUACCCCGUUUGUAUAAUUAUUGUUACUCGCUGUAGUAACCAUACCUGCUUGAAUAAACAAACGGGUCUUAAUUGUCCUAGUUAUAACAUUUUUACAUGUACAUACACUUUAUUUUUAAUCUUUUAUGAUUAUAACAAGGAAUAAAUUUUCUAUAUAAACAUAAUACAAUUGACGUUAUUAUUGGCAGUGUAUAAAGUGUGGUAUAAGUUGUCACCUUGUAUUUAUACUUUUCUCUAAGUACACAUAUUCAAGCAGGUUUCUUUUGUAACAACUUUAGAAAAUCUGGAACUUAUAAUAUUCAUGUAUAUAUAUAUAUGUAAAGAUAUAUCACUUUUAGACAUGUAAGAUAUUAUCCAAUCUAUGCAAAACACAUGUAAUUGGUUCUUAGAAAAACAUAAUAUAGUUUUAUUACAUAAUCAUGAAUCUAUGCAGUUUUAAUAAACUGCAAGGAGAAAUAAUGUAUAUAAUCUACUUAAUAAGACAAAUUGAUAACACAAGCAAACAAUAUAAGGUUAAAUACAUAAGCAUAGUUUAUUUAUUUGUUUUCAUUUACGUUAUAUGGUUAUGGAUAUAGAAGAUAAAAAGGUAAUUACAAAGUUAUAAAUCAGUCUUAUAUGAUAGAAUUUGAAUUUUCAGUUUACACUUUCUUUCAAUGAUGUUCAGUACUUGAACUGACAGAAAAUUGACAUUCCAUAUGUAGUUCUACUGAGAAUGUGAAAGUCAUUAAAUAUUAUAAAUAAAAUUUAAAAUUGAAUGUAUCUCGUGAGAAAUGUUCAAAGUUUCCGGGUGUAAGCAGUGUCCGUUAGAAAUUUUCCGACGUUUCCCGAAGUCGGGAAAUCAUACCGACGAACACAGCUUUACACCACCAAAACUUUGGACACUUAUCACAAUAUUCCUGGCCGUGAAAGCCUCAAACAAAUGAAUGUAUUUCGUUUUAACAAAAUGUUGCUAAUAUUUUUUGUACAUGUAAAUUGUAAUUUCUUUGGCAGUCAGACAUUGUACAUUGCCUUACAAGUUUAUUUAAUAUAUAAUCGCUAUAAUAAACAUAAAAUAAAAGUA